ACCGACUGCCGGAAAUUAACUUGUAAAUUGUAAAUUGUAAACAAUAUAAAAAUAUAAAACUGAAAACGAAAACCGCUAUGAGCUAUGAGUGAUGAAGAUCCUCUUGUUCUACAAAAAAAACUUUAUUUUUUGCUAGACCAAUUACAAAACAUGGCUAGAGAAUUGCCUCCAAAAUACCAAAUGAGAUUACCUUAUGAACUCUUAUCAAGUCUUGCCAAUUGUCUGCUAAAUGAAACAGUAUUUGAAAUUGUGAAAGGUCUCUUGGAAAUCCAGCAUGUUACUGAACAACAUCUCUACCAACAAAGACUGCAGUUUAUAAACCAGAAGAAAAUACAAGAACAGGAAAUACUGAAGCAUUAUGAGCAUGAUACCAAUAAAAAAAUUGAACAGCUCCAAAAGUUCAUGAUGCAACAGAAAGAAGAGUUGAAGGUUUUUGACAUGAAUCUAGUGUUGCAAUUAGAUCAAAAAGUAGCUGAUCAACAGCAAAUUCUAGAGCAAGCAGGAGUUCCAGGAUUCUAUGUUACUAAAAAUCCUCUAGAAAUCAAGGUCCAAAUGCACUUAUUGGACUUUUUAUUGAGGCUAAGUCACAUGCCAAUACCAGUUUAAUAUAAUGAAUAUGAUUGGGAAACAUCAAUUAUUGAAGAGAAAGACUCCUACUGUUGGAGUAUCAGUUUGGAGGAUUGUGUUACACUGAAUAACCAUUUCAAUGAAUCCAGAGGCAGAUCAAAGGAACAUUAUUUCUAUUCAUAUAUUAAAAGAACAUGACUUGGUUCUUCUAUAUUAUUAUUCUUCAUUAUAAAUAUCUUCAGAUGAAUUAAUAAAACUUGAAUUUAACAUGUUUGUUUUCUGAAUAUUCACACCAUAUGGGAGAAAUAAAGGUGCAUAUCAAAAAGUCAAGUUUUUAAUCUGCUAUAUUUAUUAUAUACAUCAACAACCAACACUAUCAAUAUACUAUAAUGUAUAACAAAAACAAAAAGGUACUUGCAGUUCCAAGUAAUUUCGUUACUUGUGCUAUGACAUGGAAAAUAAUUAUACAAUUAUUUAGGAUAGGUUGCACAGGGGACCCUUCAAAACUCAAUUUUUAUGUCCUAUAUAAAGUCCAUCUCUUACCAUGACUAAAUUCCCAUUCUAUGCAGGAUAUAAUAUCCUUCAUGAACCUAAUUAAAAAAACCAAGCACCUAUCACUUGAAACUCCUUAGUGAAGUUCAAGUUGAGUGAAAAAUCAAUAAAUCAAAAAACACAGUGCACCUUAAAAAAUAAGUUGAAAUGAAACCGUUUUCAAUCUUCAAAAAGCUACCGCUACCGUUCAUUUUAUGGAAGACCAAGGUAGGUAUUAAACAGUAUUAAAAAAAAAGAACUGAUCAACACAACAAGAUUAUGCAGUGUCCCAUUUUUUCGUCAAAAUGAAUGUCAUGUUCAGUGUCUUUCACAGGCCUCUCAAAAUUCGCGAUUGGCAAAAAGAUACUUGACCACCUGAUAUUGCAACAAUGGCAGUACAUUUUGAUACCAAUAACUGGAAAAAAUACAACAGGUGUUUCUCUUUAUUUGGGCAUGCACUAUUUUAAUUCCCUGCAGGGAUAUUUGAAGGUAGACGUCUUUGUGUAAUUGGCACAGACAUCAAUUAACAAAAUGGUUUUCUUGAGGCUCUAACUCACUCUAAGAAUGGUUUUAUUGGGCUUUUUUAGCUUCAGCAGAUCCGCUAGAACCAUAGGAUGAUCCUUUCUUUAUUUCAGUCAUGCCGAUGGUUUUCUUCAUCAAGAUGAAAACUGAAAAUAUGCACUUGGAAUGAGA
Molecule: messenger RNA, 1791 nt
Organism: Phaedon cochleariae (mustard beetle)
Lineage: Eukaryota; Metazoa; Arthropoda; Insecta; Coleoptera; Chrysomelidae
Source: the annotation of a GenBank genome assembly